AUGACAGCCUACUACUCCCAAUGCAUUCCGGGCACGGCAUCCAGUACUACUGCUGCAGGCGGAACAACUACUACCAAAUCCAGCGCCCCAACCUCAACGGGAACGGGAAAAUUGCCAACUAGCUUCAAAUGGUCCUCGAGCGACGCCUUAAUUUCACCAAAGGUCGACUCACACAAUGUUCUCGCCAUAAAGGAUCCCUCUAUCGUUAACUACAACGGCGUCUAUCACGUCUUCGCCAGUAUAGUUACCUCGGGAGGCUACAGCAUUGUCUACCUCAACUUUACCGACUUCUCGCAAGCACACAAUGCAAACCAAUUCUACCUCCAAAACUCUGCCAUCGGAUCUGGAUACCGUGCUGCACCACAGAUUUUCUUCUUUGCUCCGCAAAACUUGUGGUACCUCGUCUUCCAGGACGGCAACGUCGGAUAUUCUACCAACCCCAAUAUCAGUAACCCAGCUGGAUGGAGUGCCGUUCAAAACUUCUACAGCAGCACCCCGUCCAUCAUAUCAAGCAACAUCGGCAGCGGAAACUGGGUAGACAUGUGGGUCAUUUGCGAUAGUGCCAACUGCCACCUCUUCUCUUCAGACGAUAACGGCCACCUCUACCGCGCCGAAACCUCCCUCUCUAACUUCCCCCACGGAUUCGGCCAACCCGUCAUCGCAAUGAGCAGCCCUAGCAACAUCUAUGCCUUGUUCGAGGCCUCGAACGUGUACAACUACGGCAGUGGAUACCUUCUCAUCGUCGAGGCGAUCGGCAGCGACGGACACAGAUACUUCCGCUCAUGGACCUCCAGCAGCCUUACGGGUACAUGGGCCGAACUCGCCGACACCGAAUCCAACCCCUUCGCGCGUUCCACCAACGUCGUUUUCCCAGAGAACCCGGGCUGGACGCAGGACAUCAGUCACGGAGAGAUGAUUCGUUCUGGCCACGACCAGACGUUGACCAUCGACCCAUGCAACUUGAAGUACCUCUACCAAGGAGACGCACCUGGAAGCUACAGUGAUUAUAACUCGAUCCCGUGGCGUUUGGCAUUGCUCACACAGACCAACUCUGCAUGCUGA
Messenger RNA from Psilocybe cubensis, 1062 nucleotides. RefSeq lists its product as uncharacterized. The coding region runs from base 1 to 1062 and encodes 353 amino acids. Lineage: Eukaryota; Fungi; Basidiomycota; Agaricomycetes; Agaricales; Agrocybaceae. The record is from RefSeq and is a predicted model, not a curated record. The transcript has a single exon. Gene Ontology annotation, biological process: L-arabinose metabolic process. Gene Ontology annotation, molecular function: alpha-L-arabinofuranosidase activity.